UAUAUAAUAAUACAUAUAUUUUAGGCCAUGGCAUAGUAUUAAAAUAAAAAUUGCUUUUGUUUGUAUAAACCAAAGACUGAGGGAAAAAAAAAAAAUAGCUGGAGAACUCCUGCAUUUGUAAAAUAUCUUAUCCAGAUGAAGACAGCAGUGAGCAGAACUCUGGGGGAGCGGGAAUUUAUUGCAUUUCUGGUAUCAGGGAAUGUAAAUCUCGAUGGAACCAAGAGGAUUGAUCUAUUGGGAAGGGGGCAAGAGAAAACUAAAGAGAAGAACCCCAAAGAUCCACAGAAGAAUGUCUGAAUAUGCGUGAGAAUUUAUGGAUAUGGAUGAGAAUUUAUGGAUAUGAAUGAGAAUUUAUGGAUAUGGAUGAGAAUUUAUGGAUAUGGAUGAGAAUUUAUGGAUAUGUAGCAGGGUUCUGUUUUUAAGGGACAAUCCUUUGUCAGUGAGGUGAAUGCAGAGACACCCGGCCAUAUCUGUAUACUUUAUUUUUUUUCUCCUAAUUGUUUUUUUUAUUAAACUUUUAAACUCUAUAAAAAUGAUGUGAACCUCGUUUUUCACAGCAGUGAGCGGGGGGUAGCUCGGGAAUGGAUCUUUCCCGGGUGGGAAGUGGAGUUUAGGGCAUUUAGCCACUAUGGAAUUUCAGGUUUAAAGGUGAAAUCCUACCCAACGCCCUGUGGAGGGUUUGUCAGGAGAUCAGUGGUGUCUGCAGGGCUCUGGGAGGGAACAGAAGCGAGCAGGGAUAUCCCUCAGGCAGAUAUCCCUCAUUUGGGAUUUAAACCCCACCAAAUUUAGGGUUUAAAGGCCAAAUCCCAACCACCGCCAGGGCAGAGCGUCCCUGAACGCCGGCAGCAGGAAUUAAACCACACAAAAAGUUCUGUAGCGAGGAGAUGGGACCCGAAUCCCUCUCCCAGAGGGGAUGGGGAGGUGCUGCCAGCCCUCAUCCCGCUCCCGAGGCUGCUGGAACCGAGUGCAUCCCAAAAAUCCGCGGCAGGACAACGCCAGGGGCUGCCCGGGGCAGAUACGGUAUCGGACACCCCAAAGCUGCCCCACGGCACCCGAGCUCGGGAGAACUUUGGGGCUCCUUAUCACAAAGCGGCCACCCCUCCCUGCGGCUGAUAACAGCCCCGGGAUGGGAGGGACCCCCCAAAAACCCGCCGGGGGGAGAGCCAGGCCCCGCUGGCACCGGGAUGGAGCUCGGGAUCACCCCUGGGGUCUGCAGGGCCACACUGAAGCUGCCAGGACCCCGCGGGGACACCCGGGGACACAAAGGGACAGACAGGGAGCUGGCACAGCCCCGAGGUGGGAGCGAGCCCGGGGGACACUGCGGAGCAGCGGGGGGACACCAAGGAGGGACAGCCGGAGGGGACACCAGGUCCUGGAAGGGACACGGGGAGCACCAAGGAGGGACACCAGGUCCCGGGAGUGAUACUGGUGGGGACACCAGGUCCUGGAAGGGACACGGGGAGCACCAAGGAGGGACACCAGGUCCCGGGAGUGAUACUGGUGGGGACACCAGGUCCUGGAAGGGACACGGGGAGCACCAAGGAGGGACACCAGGUCCCGGGAGUGAUACUGGAGGGGACAGCAGGUCCUGGAAGGGACACGGGGAGCACCAAGGAGGGACACCAGGUCCCGGGAGUGAUACUGGAGGGGACACCAGGUCCCGGGAGCGAAACGGGAGGGGACACCAGGUCCUGGAAGGGGCACGGAGGGUAACAAGGAGGGACACCAGGUCCCAUGAGCGACACGGGAGAGGACACCAGGUCCCGGGAGCGACACUGUUGGGAACAGCAGGUCCUAUAAGGGACACGGAGGGCACUCGGGAGGGACACCAGGUCCCAUGAGCGACACGGGAGGGGACAGCACGUCCUGGAAGGGACACGGAGGGCACUCGGGAGGGACACCAGGUCCCGGGAUCAAGACGGGAGCGACACCAGGUCCUCGGACCAACAGCGAGGGACACUUGAGAGGGACAGCAGGUCCUGGAAGGAGCACAGAGGGCAUCUGAAAGGACACCAGGUCCUCGGAUCACCAUGGGGGGCACUCGAAGGGACACCAGGUCCUGGAAGGCACACGGGGGGCACUCGGGAGGGACACCAGGUCCUGGAAGGCACACGGGGGGCACUCGGGAGGGACACCAGUGGGCGCCUGGUCCCGAGGGCUACAAGAAGAGUCCGGCCACCAGCGGGCUCCUGUCGCCACGCUUCUCCUC
Molecule: messenger RNA, 2209 nt
Organism: Poecile atricapillus (Black-capped chickadee)
Lineage: Eukaryota; Metazoa; Chordata; Aves; Passeriformes; Paridae
Exons: 2
Coding region: 885-1841 (318 amino acids)
Source: RefSeq, a predicted model, not a curated record